UCUCCCGCUCUGGCCCCGCCCAUCUCAGCCGUUCCGGGAGGAGGGUCGGCGCAUGCGCCCUGGAGACCUUUCCUGUGCUGGGCAGCCGUCCGUCUGUCCAUCGAUGGCGGUCAGCCACUCGGUCAAGGAGCGGACCAUCUCCGAGAACAGCCUGGUGAUCCUCCUGCAGGGCCUCCACGGCCGCGUCACCACCGUUGAGCUGCGCGACGAGACGGUGGCCGUGGGCCGCGUCACCAACGUGGAUGCCUUCAUGAACAUCCGCCUGGCCCAGGCCACCUUCACCGACCGGCACGGGUGCACCUCCGAACUGGCUGACCUCUUUGUCGCCGGACGCAAUGUGCGCUACGUCCACAUCCCGGACGAGGUGGACAUCCGGGCCACCAUCGAAGCCCAGCUGCAGCUCAUCCACCGCGUCCGGACGUUUGGCGGGCGAGACAAGGGCCGGAAGGAGUUCCUGCGCCAGAAGGACAAGUGAAAGGGCCAGAGACCCCUGGACUGCCAAAGGCCAGCCAAACAAGGGCUAUGAAUUCAAAAUGGCAUCAGGGUGACCAUCUUCUUCUGCAGUUGAGUUUACCUCCCUUUGCCAAAAUGUGUAGGGACUUGGAGAUGCCUUUAUGGCUGUAAACGGGUUGUUUUUUGUAACCUCUAAUCCUUCUGGUUUGUUAUAUCCAACCCCCAAACGAACACGUCUUUUUAUUUCUGGAAUAAACUCUGGCAGCUUUAA
Molecule: messenger RNA, 724 nt
Organism: Sceloporus undulatus (fence lizard)
Lineage: Eukaryota; Metazoa; Chordata; Lepidosauria; Squamata; Phrynosomatidae
Gene: LSM10
Product: LSM10, U7 small nuclear RNA associated
Exons: 2
Coding region: 53-475 (140 amino acids)
Biological process (GO): mRNA 3'-end processing by stem-loop binding and cleavage
Cellular component (GO): cytoplasmic U snRNP body; nuclear body
Molecular function (GO): U7 snRNA binding; histone pre-mRNA DCP binding
Source: RefSeq, a predicted model, not a curated record